AUGGCUUCUGUUAAUCGUCCCACGAACAAUACCGUCAAGGAGAAGGACAUCAACCAAAAACUCCAGCUCUACGGCAUCUACCAAGCCUUCGCCAAUGGCAAGGUCCCCUCCAACAAGCAGAUUGAUGUCGCGCUCAACAGUGCCCUUGCAUCCAAGGCGCUCUCUUCACCCUCUCCAAAGCUCUCCGAGGAGGGUCGCAAACUGGUUGGCGACCUGAAAGAGGUCAUCCGUCAAGCCAAAUACCUGUUGCUGUCCAAGAAUGAGGGAAAUCUGCUUCAGGAGUUCAUCUGGGAUGCCCAGCACCUGGACGGCAGCAAUGCCAACCUCCCCAAAGCCCCUAUGGACAAAACCACCGCUCAACAGCACGGUGAUCAAGCGUUAGAAGGUCUCAAGACCCUCGGCAGACUCAUCCUCUCGAAUGGCCAAUUCCGCAAACUCCUGAAUGAUGCCACGAUCCUUAUGCGGGACAUGGCUGGCGAUGCCGCUCAGAAUGUCGCCAGCCGUGUCAAUCCUUCCGAAGACCAGCUGAAUCAAAUCGACCACCCGGCUGAAGAUAACACCUGGCACGACGUUCCAGACUUGUCCCGAGAGAGUCUGAAGAACCAAGCACGCGAUGCUUACAACCAGAACAAGCCUUUCAGCAGAGAGGAAGCCAAGGACGCCGCACAGCAGGGCGUGGACACUGCUCAGCAGCAUCCGAGUCAGGAUAAUCAAGAGGCCGGACGCGCAGGACUGCAAAAUGCAACAGAAAUUCUGAGGGACCGUGCACGGCAGAAUAUUCCAGAUGAACGCCAGGAAGAUGUAAAGAAGGCCAAGGAAGCCACAUUUCAGCACACCAAGAACUAUAUGGAUAAGAAGAUACCCCAAGAGCGCCGUGACCAGACUAUCUGGCGCCUUAAGAAGAUGGUAGUGGAGAUCCAAGGCCACUCCGACUAUCGCCAAGCUAUUGACACACUCCUCUCUCUCGCAGAGACAUAUGGUGGCCAUGCCAACAACUUGACUUCGCAGUCGGCGGGAACUGUUAAAGGUGCUCAUGAAGACGAUCGCUUGAAGAGAGCAGAGGCUAACCUGAAGACACUUAUUGAACGCUUCGCCAACUACACAAGUACCGAUGACUUCUUCGACGCCUUGAACAACAUCUACCGAGACGCAGAUCGUGAUCCAGAACUCAAAGAUUGGUUUGGAGCUGUUGACAAGUACAUCCGCAAGUGCCUGCAGGAGCAAGGAUACAUCCUCCAAGAUGCAGCCAAUGAGGAAUACAACCGCCUUCACGACGAAGGCCGAUUCCUCCUUCGCGACCGCUAUCGGGAUCACACCGACCGCGUCCUCGACGAAAUCAAGUUCCUCGGCGAUCAGUUUGACCAGGACCCACAGAACAAGGCAUUUGGGGAUGCCGUGACGAAAAUGUUUCUCGACCUAGGUAACGAUGAGAACGGCAAGCCCACGUUCAAGCCUCAUUUGAUCAAGGAUCUCACCGAGGUUAUCAUCCCCGAGAUCUUCGAAAACACUCGCUACAUUCCAAUUCCCAGAAUCGAGGUUUCAGACCCCAUGAUUGACGCUGUGGUGGAAAACCUUGUCAUCGAGAGCGACAAUCUCUUCCCCAACGUAUUGGAGUUUGGUAGUGACAACUAUUUCCGCAUGGGUCGCAAGGGAAUCUCCAACAAGAGGGAGAACAAGGUCACCAUCGCCGGCUCCGGCGUUCAGAUGGACUUGCAAGACGUGGCAUAUUACAUCAAGAAGAAGCAAGGGUUCCCAUCCAUCACCGACAAGGGAGUCAUGGACAUUUUCCUCGGAGGCGAAGGCUUCAGUUUCAAGAUCUCGGCGCGAAAUGCCACCGCCACUGACCGCAGUCACUUCGUGGCCGUGGACAAGGUGGACGUGACAAUUAAGCAUUUGAACGUCAAGAUCAAACAGUCCAACCACAAAUUGUUGUUCAAGAUUGCUAAGCCGUUGGUGCUGAAGACAAUGAAGCCCGCUAUUCAAAAGGUGCUCGAAAAACAGAUCAAGGACGCCUUCUUGAAAGCGGACGCCUUCGCUUUCAGCGUUCACCAAGAUGUGGAACGCGCCAAACAAGCCACUAAGGACGAUCCUGAGAAUGCUCCAAACAUCUGGCAAGCUUACUGGAACUCCUACCAGAAGAUUUUGACCGAGAAGAAAGAGAAGGCCAAAGAUGUCGCCUCCAAGACCAACGUCAAUAUGGCCAUGACAAAGCAAGACGCCAUGUUCAAGCACAUCAACUUGCCCGGCGGUGUGUCGACCAAGGCGACAGAGUACAAGGAGCUUGCGGCCAAGGGGGAUCGUUGGGAAUCGCCAAUCUUCAGCAUCGGCGACGCGAAGGAGUCCACUGACAUUCCCAAGCCGCAAUCGGUCACCCGCAAACCCCAUGAGACGGCUGCUGGUAUUGUCCGUGGUGGCAAUCAUCCGCACUCGGAAGACAACAUGUCAUCUGUUACUGGCACGACGGUAACCAGCAACCCUGCCGGUGCCACAACUGGUUUUAGCAACCAAGUCGAUCGAGCCUUCGACACUAACAAAGACAUCACCAACGGUAGCGCCAACAAGACCUACUACGACGGCGUUACUUCCCACUAG
Molecule: messenger RNA, 2592 nt
Organism: Cladophialophora psammophila CBS 110553
Lineage: Eukaryota; Fungi; Ascomycota; Eurotiomycetes; Chaetothyriales; Herpotrichiellaceae
Exons: 3
Coding region: 1-2592 (863 amino acids)
Source: RefSeq, a predicted model, not a curated record